Bipolaris sorokiniana ND90Pr is the source of this 516-nucleotide messenger RNA. RefSeq lists its product as uncharacterized. The record is from RefSeq and is a predicted model, not a curated record. The annotation marks the transcript as partial. The transcript has 3 exons. NCBI's taxonomy places the organism in Eukaryota, Fungi, Ascomycota, Dothideomycetes, Pleosporales, Pleosporaceae. Gene Ontology annotation, biological process: mycotoxin biosynthetic process.
GAACUUGACAGAUCCCACAUCCUAACUCAAUUCAGCGAGCAUCGGGUUAAUGGGACAAGUAGAUGGUCAGCUCCGCCAAGUCCCUCAGUGGACAGAGCUUGGCUAGAACUAGGAGUUCGCGAUAUUGGAUUUCUUGUUCCAAAAGCAGUCGGUAUCAGUCAUGGUCUUGACCCCAGAGAGCAAAAAUACUACCCAAAAGGAACAUAUCGCAGCGAUUCUGAACUAGAAGGAUUUAUCGUGUUUGUUCAAGCCUUCCACGACCUACAUUGUUUAGAUGAGCUCCGAAAAGCCCUCUACUUCAACAAACCCUACUACCGCCAGUACGAGGAUGAUAAUCUCGUGCCGGAGUGGUUCCGUGUAAGCCAUAUUAAUCAUUGUCUGGACAAUAUUCGCGAGACCUUGAUGUGUGCAGCUGAUAUAGGGGUGAUACCAACCGUAUGGACUGGGUCGCAUAACAGCUCUAUUAGAUUUUCUAAUAAGCAUCAAUGCAAUAGUUACGAUUCAUUGCUCGAGUGG